AUGGAUUCCAGCGCCCAUAAAUUUUAUCCUGUACACGGCAUUGAUGCUAGAGAACAUCUGGAAACAUAUUUAUCUAGAAAAUCAGACAUGGUCUUUAGAGACGAUUCAAUUAAAUUUCCAAUGGAAUGUUUACACCGUGCAUUCAGUGAGGGUCACAUUAAGGGAGACCUUUUGAUUGACAUCAGUCCUGGAUCCUUCAUCCAUCAUCUCUAUACAGCCAGUGGAUAUUUCAAACACAUCCUUGUGCUGAAGUGCUCUGAGCAAUGUAUUAUGGAGGUGAACAAAUGGAUUAACACACGUACCGGAGCAUUUGAUUGGUCUCACGUAAUGGAAUAUAUUAAAUGCCUAGAAGGAAACAGUGACCAGUGUCAGGACAAAGACAUGACAUUGAAGACGGCAAUAACAAAGAUCAUGAAAUGUGACAUUGACAAUGAGAAUCUCACUGACCCGGAGGUGCUCCCACCAGCAGACUGUGUCAUCAGUGCAGGGAUGUUGGAUUUCAUCAGCAAAAACCAAGAUGAUUAUAUAAAUAAUUUCAGAAAAUUUGUGAAGCUACUAAAACCUGAAGGAUACCUGAUAUUGAUAGGAGCUUUAAAUGCAACUUAUAUAAUGAUUGGGCAGGACAAGGUGUAUUUGUUCAAAUAUGAUGAGAAAUUUGCAAGAAAAGUUCUCAGUGAUGAAGGGUUUGUUAUUGACCACUUUGCAGUCCAUAAAAAAACAGCAGAUAGUGAUCUUACUGACUAUGAGGCAUUUAUAUUCAUUACAGCUCAUAGAGAUGACCAGUGUAAGGACAAAGACAUGACAUUGAAGACGGCAAUAACAAAGAUUAUGAAAUGUGACACUGACAAUGAGAAUCUCACAGACCCGGAGGUGCUCCCACCAGCAGACUGUGUCAUCAGUGCAGGUUUCUUGGAUUGCAUCAGUAAAGACCAAGAUGAUUAUAUAAAUAAUUUCAUAAAAUUUGUGAAGCUACUAAAACCUGAAGGAUACCUGAUAUUGAUGGGGUCUUUAAAUACAACUUAUAUGAUGAUUGGGCAGGACAAGGUACAUGUGUUCAGAUAUGAUGAGAAAUUUGCAAGAAAAGUUCUCACUGAUGAAGGCCCACUUUGGAAAACUGUUAAUGCCUAUUUAAUGGACAUUAAACUCACCGCCCUUAAUGAGGAACAAUUGGCAUCCUUGAAUGUUUCUUGGUCUCCUUCAGAGGUGGCACAGGUGAUUAAGGUGCUUCCUCGUGGCAAAGCUCCAGGUCCUGAUGGCUUCCUUAACGAGUUUUAUAUCUUCUUUAAUGACCACCUUUCCUUUACCCUAUCUUUAGUAUUUAAUGAGGUGUCUACUCUUGGGGAUUUCCUGAAAGAAAUACUGGAAGUCUAG
Molecule: messenger RNA, 1371 nt
Organism: Pseudophryne corroboree (corroboree frog)
Lineage: Eukaryota; Metazoa; Chordata; Amphibia; Anura; Myobatrachidae
Product: nicotinamide N-methyltransferase-like
Exons: 5
Coding region: 1-1371 (456 amino acids)
Cellular component (GO): cytosol
Molecular function (GO): N-methyltransferase activity
Source: RefSeq, a predicted model, not a curated record